This is a messenger RNA of Haemonchus placei, 135 nucleotides long. Lineage: Eukaryota; Metazoa; Nematoda; Chromadorea; Rhabditida; Trichostrongylidae. The record is from the annotation of a GenBank genome assembly.
AUGUGGUCGACAACUUCCGGGUACGUUUCUUCAUCUCCUAGCUCUAGGCCCAGUUCCAUUACACUAAAGGAUCUCUGGAGCAAUUCUGGACCUGUGGAUGCUCAUGACAGAUCAGUGGAUACGCAGUGCAUAUGA